ACCUAAUUCUUCAUAACCACUUAACCGCGAAUCACGUCUCCCAGACGUUCAGCUUUCUGCGAUCCACAAUUGUUUUAAACCGUCGGGACACGUGGGUGGUCCACUCUGAUUUUUCGUUCAAAAAUUCGUAAUCGCGGGACAGUUGGGACCCGCGUGAUUUUCGAUUAAAUGCUACGUUCGGUGGUUAAUGACAGUGCGAAGCAGCCUAUUUAAUAUCAGUCGUUAGUGCAACAUCGGCAGAAGUAUGAAAUCGGAUGAAAAAAUGACUCCGAAUAUCAAACGGGUUUCCGGAGAAUCCGGAAAGACCAUGAAAAAUAAAAAAGGCGAACGCACCUUUUACGACCCUAUGGCUGUCACCUGGGUCGAGAGAUACAGUGAUCAAAUGGAAAAGAUUUGGACGCGUAUGCCGAACUUUGUUGGAUCAGCUAUAGCAACGUGUGCUGUAUUUUUAUUGGGUGCCACCAUGCGCGGCGAAUGGCUUCUCGUCGUCGUACAUUUUGCCAAACAUCUUGGAUACAGUACCGAAAACGACACUGCGUCAAACAACAGUUCUACCACUGUUAACUGGGCUGAACUUUCCCUCAAAAGUUUUUACCUUGAAAAUCUCUCGUGGUACUGCAUAGUAGCCUGUACCGUCGCAUAUUGCAUGUAUUUCGGAAUCGGAGGUUUUCUUCACUGGUACUUUUACGUUCAUCAGCGCGAUAAAGCGGACGAGUGGAAAUGCCAGCCGAAAAAGUGGCUAACGCCUGAAUUGGAAAGACAUGAAAUUAUCGUGGGAUCGUUCAGUCUACUGUUGGCCAAUACGUUCACAGCCAGUUUGGCCUGCUAUAUGUCGAACGGUGGUCCCUGUAGCGUGUACUACAAAUUCGACGAAUAUUCCUGGGCAUAUUUUGUCCUGCAGUGGCCCAUAAUAUUCAUCUACCUGGAUUACGCUACGUAUUGGAUUCAUCGUCUCUACCAUACACCUUGGUUCUAUAAGAAUUUUCAUAAAUUGCAUCAUACGUAUAAGCACCCUACCGCCUUCUCCGUUACCGCCAUUCAUCCUGUUGAGAUUUUACACAUACAGAUAAUAUUGUGUUUACCCUUAUUCUUAAUGCCCAUUCAUUGGGUACCGUAUUGCGUAAUUGCCGUAUACAAUUAUUAUCACGGAAUUAUUGAUCAUUCUGGAAUUAAUUUCAAAGCUUACUGGUGGCAACCAUGGCAGCCGGAUGCAAUUUUCCAUGACAAUCAUCACCAGUAUUUCCAUGUGAAUUUCGGAUUUAAUUGCUUCAUCUGGGACAAGAUACACGGUACAAUCAGACAGAAGGAUUGCAUCUAUAGGGAGGACACUUUUUAUGGAAAAGGAAAGAAAAUAACAGAAGCCACCGAGGACGAGAUCAAGGCUGAUAUCGAGGAACGAGAAUCGGAAAAUCCAUUGGCUUAUCGGGAAAACAACCUCGUAUACAGUUUAUCGAAAAACGAUUCGAGCCUGAAGAAAUUCAAAUAAUCAGAUUAACGUUAAGAUUCUCCAACAAGCGUUAUAAUGCAAGAAGAACAGGUAGUACGAUUUUAAUACAGCGGUGCUCGCCGACUCAAAUGAUUUGGACAUACUGCCUAUGAAGAUAGGAAAAAAAAAAUCGAUGAUUUUUAAUAUCGAUCGAUUGUUCACAGAGAAACGUUUUCUUUUUUAAUUUUGUUACUUCAAAUCAAUUCUUUACUUUUUUUUUUUUAAGCAAAGAUUGACCACCAUUUAUUAAAGUGAUAAUGCAACAACACAUCUACGACUCGUGCGCUACAGUCGCGUUAAAUAUAUCUCUGAUUAGUUAUUUCAUAUUUUUCUACAAGUCACCAAUAACGAGGCUAUUGAUAUUCCUAUAAAAGCCUAGUACUUUCGUAUUCUACAUAUAUAAAUAUGAAAGUUGUGAUAAUAGCUUCUAAUAAUUAUCGAGAAUUGCAUCAGUGUGUGGUUAAUAAAAAAAAAUUACGUAAUCAUAAAAAAUUGGCAUAUCAGAUUAGAAAGAUACAAUUUAUUCGUCACAACUAUCAAGUCGAUGUCUCUAUUAUCUUGGAACGUCUGACAAGUUAAUACUUAUUUGUUGAGCAGGUGUGCCAUCGUUAAAAAAAAUUAAUAUCUACGUGGCUGAUUAUUUAAUUGAUUAGAAUCCAAUAAAUGAGUAUCACACGAACAGACACUGAUAUCAGGCAUUAUCGAGUACGAUUUUUUUUUAAAUCAAGACUGUAUCCAAUAAAAUACUUAAAGGUU
This is a messenger RNA of Cephus cinctus (wheat stem sawfly), 2242 nucleotides long. Its product is annotated as lathosterol oxidase. Gene Ontology annotation, molecular function: C-4 methylsterol oxidase activity; iron ion binding. The transcript is spliced from 6 exons. The record is from RefSeq and is a predicted model, not a curated record. Lineage: Eukaryota; Metazoa; Arthropoda; Insecta; Hymenoptera; Cephidae. Bases 245 to 1486 code for a protein of 413 amino acids. Gene Ontology annotation, biological process: sterol biosynthetic process.